GGAUGGUAGCCACAGCAUUGUCAUUGAAAUCGAAGAUGAGGACGAGGUAACGUACGAACUGACGUUCACUUCCACCUCCAAUCCCAGCAGAUUCGUGGUGGAAGGCCGUCUCGACCCCCGCUCUGGGAGCGUGGGCUCGGACUAUGAGGAAACGUCCGCGACGAUGACGGUAGGCCAGAUCGUGAGGCUUCUGCAGAGGUACACUGUUGCGGAAGUUGCAGCAACGGGCGGCGAAAACCCCGUUCGCUUCCGGCAAGAAAACUUGCUUGGGGCCGAGAAUCAAGCCCGCGUGCGCGAACAGAGAUUUGCCCCCAGGCUUCCGCGAUAUGAGCAGCUUUCAACUGGCCAGGGGGUCAUUACGAACGCCACGAACUGGGGCUUUGGGGGCGGCGUGGAAUGGGCCGACUCGCCUGUGUAUCUGAACAGUGAUGUUGACCCGAGAGACAUGCACGUGCGCCACGUCAUCCCGUAUGACAUCAUCGAGCAGGUCAGACGAAGAGGCAACAGAACCGUGCACGGGUUUGACGUUGGGGAUUGA
This is a messenger RNA of Klebsormidium nitens, 538 nucleotides long. The record is from the annotation of a GenBank genome assembly. NCBI's taxonomy places the organism in Eukaryota, Viridiplantae, Streptophyta, Klebsormidiophyceae, Klebsormidiales, Klebsormidiaceae.